Messenger RNA from Myxocyprinus asiaticus (Chinese sucker), 5496 nucleotides. Its product is annotated as protein CLEC16A-like. Gene Ontology annotation, cellular component: endolysosome membrane; late endosome. The record is from RefSeq and is a predicted model, not a curated record. Bases 803 to 3313 code for a protein of 836 amino acids. Gene Ontology annotation, biological process: endosome to lysosome transport; regulation of autophagosome maturation; endosomal transport. Lineage: Eukaryota; Metazoa; Chordata; Actinopteri; Cypriniformes; Catostomidae. The transcript has 19 exons.
UCUCUAUAUUUAUAUUGUAAACACACCAGUUGCUUUUGAGUGUCUACAAAGGUGUGCAGUUCAGACUUUGAGAAUAUUAUAAACUUAUUUUGCACUGUCACAUAUUUAAGCCUUUAUUUGAACCCUCUUUUUGGCUUUGAUGGUGAUUUUGCUAGUUGAAUGUGUGUUUUUAAUUUUGAUAAUAAAAAAUAAAAAAAAACUACUGUUUAUUAGUGAAAAGAUGCUGGAGGUUCAUUAUCUCGUAAUUAGGCCCAUAUCUUCAAAUUCAUUUUGUAUUUGCAUUUUAUUGCUCAUUAUCACAGAUAGAGAUCUUACCUACAGUACAAUUCCGUCCAUCCUUCAAAUCUCAAAUUAUUCCUAACCUUGUUAGACAGGAAAUUGAGCCAACAGUUUCAAGCACAUCAACAGACCCACUGAAAUAGUGAGUUUUGAAGAGGGAGAUCUGAGCCAUAUCUAGGAACUAAUAUAUGAUAGAAAUAUGGUGUGGGCUUUUUUGACUUUGGCCAGUAAACAACCAGAACACCAUAGCAACCUUUGGCAUGGGCAGUUUUCUUAGAAAAAUAUAUAAAAAUAUCUAGUCAUAUGUUCCUGUUACUUUUUACUGCAUUGUAAGCCAUUGCAAGUUUUUACAGAAACGUUUGGCAACAUCUAAUACUCCUGGCAUGCCUAGUUAAAGGCUUGUUUAUCGCAUCGGAUCAAAAAUAUUCCAGAUGGUCUUCCUGUUGCAUCACUCAUUGUAUAGAAAAACAUCAUUAACCCUCCAACAUCUGACCACUUACUGCACAUUGUGGACAACCAGCACAUGCUGCACUACAUCCGGGACAAAACAGCUGUGCCAUACUUCUCCAAUUUGGUCUGGUUCAUCGGCAGCCACGUCAUCGAGUUGGACAAGUGUGUGCAGACUGAUGAAGAACAUAAAAACAGAGGGAAACUAAGCGAUCUGGUAGCUGAGCAUCUGGACCACCUUCACUAUCUGAAUGACAUCCUCAUCAUCAACUGUGAGUUUCUCGAUGACGUGCUGACCGACCACCUUCUCAACCGCCUGUUCCUGCCCUUGUAUGUGUACUCUCUGGUCAGCCAAGAGCAGUCAGAAGAGCGCAAGAUCAACCCUCAGGUGUCACUCUACCUGCUGUCACAGGUGUUCCUUAUCAUUCACUACCAGCCGCUUGUGAACGCCCUGGCGGAUGUCAUUCUCAAUGGAGACCUGUCCGUUUUCUCCGUGCAGAUGGAGCAGAGUGCUCACAAGAGUUUAAGCAAUGCUGGUGUGCGUCGCUUUACCAAGCCACCAGAGAGUCUGGAGCGUUCACUGGAGAUGAGUUGUCAACGUGGGCGGAAGAGGGCCCAGAAAAGACCCAACUACAAGAAUGUUGGCGAGGAAGAGGAGGAAGAGCGGGGAUCAGAGGAGGGGCCAGAAGAAGAGAAGGCUAAAGGUACAGAGGCUAACUCAAAGGCCAGCAGGACAAGUGGGGACAAGGAAGAGAUUGAGAUGGUGGUGAUGGAAAAAUGUAGGAUUUCAGAAGUGUCUGUGUUAACAGAACAGAACAUUACAGAUGAAGAAAAGAGUGCGGCUCGAUCUGAAGGCCAGAAGAGCAGGCCCUUCCUGGACAUGUUGUAUAAUGCAUUGGACUGUGACACAGAGGAUUACCAGGCUCUUUUUGUGCUUUGUCUCCUGUACGCCGUGUCUCACAGUAAAGGUAUAAACCCAGAGCUCUUGGAGAAGAUCCAGUUGCCCGUGCCAGAUCAGGAGAGGAGCUCUUACAGCCAGGUGCUAGUGGAAAGAGUGAUCCGAAUCAUGAGCCAGGCUGCUCAGCCAGAUGGGAAGGUGCGUCUUGCAACUCUGGAGUUGAGCUGUCUGCUUCUGAAACAGUCUGUGCUCUCCGGCUCUCAGUGCAAUAUAAAGGAUGUUCAUUUGGCCUGUUUGGAGGGUGCUCGAGAAGAGAGUCUUCACCUUUUGAGGCGGUUUUAUAAGGGGGAGGAGAUCUUCCUGGACAUGUUUGAGGAUGAAUACAGGAGCAUGAUGAAUAAGCCCCUAAAUGUGGAGUAUCUCAUGAUGGAUGCAUCCAUUUUACUUCCUCCCACUGGCACCCCCCUUACCGGCAUUGACUUUGUGAAGAGACUGCCCUGUGGAGAUGUUGAAAGGACACGCAGGGCUAUCCGUGUGUUCUUUAUGCUGCGCUCACUGUCUCUACAGCUUCAGGGAGAACCAGAAACUCAACUUCCUCUCACCCGACCUGAGGAUCUCAUCAAGACAGACGAUGUGCUUGACCUGAAUAACAGUGAUCUUAUUGCUUGCAUGGUGGUGAGUAAAGAUGGGCUUCAGGCACAGCGCUUCCUUGCUGUGGACGUGUACCAGAUGAGUCUGGUGGAACCGGAUUCCAAGCGUCUGGGCUGGGGUGUUGUCAAGUUUGCCGGCCUUCUGCAGGACAUGCAGGUUUCAGGGGUAGAAGAUGACAGCAGGGCUCUGAAUAUCAUAAUUCACAAGCCCACAUCCAACCCCCACGCCAAGCCUCUCCCUAUCCUGCAGGCCAAUUUCAUCUUUGCCGACCACAUUCGCUGCAUCAUUGCCAAACAGAGACUGGCCAAGGGUCGCAUCCAGGCCAGACGCAUGAAAAUGCAGAGGAUAGCAGCUCUGUUGGACCUUCCUGUUCAGCCUUCCACUGAGGUGCUGGGCUUCAGCCAGCCGUCUGUUACUUCAUCUCAGCUGCCUUUCCGCUUCUAUGACCAGUCUAGACGAGGCCCAGCCUUCGUGUCUGUUGAUAAAGUUCCAGGUUUUGCAGUUGCUCAUGUUCCUCAGCACAGCUCCACACCAGCCUCUUCCUCCUCAACCCCUUCCAGUGGCGGCACUGGACCCUGCAACUCCAACACAACCAGCAGUGCAUCCACAAACUCUGCCACACAGAAUCAAACAGGACUCGCCCUGGCGCCUAGCCUCACCCCUGCGCCGCAGCCCACCAUCUCUCUCCUGUCUGGCAACGAUGCCGAGACGCUAAGCGUAGACUCCUUGACCCUGCUGCCCCCCGCCGACCCUCCUCGCCUGCGCUCCUUCAGCACUCAGUUCUCUGUCCAGUAUGACGCAUCUGCGGAUGGGGACGAGACGACAGCUGCCAUCCAAAUGGAAGACGACAGCACGGAGGCGGUGAAUACACAGCUUCAAGAGGACAAGAAGGACAUUUCAGUCAUAGCUGAAGAAGAUGAACCAUCUCUUGAGUCUGUAACAUCCGAGUCUGGGCCUAGUGGUGAUUCAUGGGAGGAACCCGUGAUUCAGCCCGAGACCGAUAACCCUGACCUGGAGAAGGAGACAGCAAUAGACUGAUGGAUCUAGUCCAUAACAGUCCUCUGACUGAAGAACAAUAGUACAAAAACUCAAAGGCUGAAAAAUUGUGGCCAAAACAAGAAAUACAUAUUAUGUCGGUCAGUCCGUGCAGUUUCAGUAAUGUGAAAUAAGCAUGACUGAUUCCUUGCACAAUCAAUGGUUGUGUUCUGGUUUUGCACAAGCUAGUAAAGCUAGUUUCCACAUGCUUUUGGCAUUAGUGUUUCAGGCCCAAGUUUAAUCUGUGUGUAGGUAACCGAUUGUGUCAACACUUGCGUCUGUUGAUUUAACAUGGCGGUUCUGAAAACUUUUCUUUACAUCUAGACCAUGAUGAAUUUCAAAGGACAACAGCACUCUCAGAAGAGAAUUACACCAUUGAUUGUCACGAGCACUGCUAUAAGCACAGCAUUGUUGAGUGUGUUGUGUAUCAUUCUUUCUGCGAAGGUGCUGAAAGAGCUCCAGCUUUUGUUUGUUUGUGUGUGUGUGUAUGUAUGUGUGUAAUUGAGAGUUUUGUGUGUCUGUGUGGUUUUAUGAUACUGAGCAGAAGAUGAAAGGACGCGUUUAUAUAAAUAUGUAUCUGAGUGGGUUAUUGGGGAAUGCCCGCUUGAUUUUACCAGUCUUAACACUGAGGAAUGUACAAAGACUUCUGGGUCUAUCCAGUGGUGCUCUUUUCUGAAGGUAUAUUUCAUUUUGACUGAACAUUCAUUUGCACUUCAACAGGUGUUUUUUUUAAAAAGCCCUUGGUCUUAUUCCUUGGAGAUUGUAAGGAAUGCAUAUGCUUCACUGAGCUCCUCUUUUGAUUAAAAAGUUUGUUGAAUACCAUUUGCAUAAUUAGCACUGAAAACCCCUGAACUCUCACUCCGUUCCGGCGAUCGUAGGAGGUUUAUCCAAACAAGUCCACUCUUGCUGCACCUUUUUGUAUGAAAAAGUCACAUAUGUCAGCCAUGUUUUAAAAGGAGUUUUUUCAGUUUUUUUUUUUUGUUUUUUUUUUGUCACGUAAAGGAGCAUGAGGUCAUUGAUAAUUCCUACACAUUUAUUUCACUGCCACUUAGACGUACUGUCACACAUUUUUGUUUUGAAAUGUUCUGGAAUCUGCCAACACAGGGUGAAUAAACCUGUUCUCUUUCACAUAUAUUUUACAUACUUGGAAGUGGCCCUUUGCUUAUUUUCAAGCUGAGGCAAGUUUUAAUGUUCAAGAGCUUGUGCUGGACACAUGUAAUCAAAACUGGGUGUGAUGUAUUUGUGAUUUAAGUUUACUUUGGUGUGAAAUAAGUUAUAUGACCUAAUUUAAUUCACUUACAGAUUCAAGAAAUGUGAGUACUUAUGGACUGAAAUGGAAAAUUAGUUUUCAGUUUCUAGACAGCAGGGCAUAGAAAUGGCACAUAUACUUUGCGUUGUGGUAGCUACGACUAGGUGCUUCUCUCCGCAAGAAAAUCACCCAGAUUUGAGCUUUGUUGGCUGAGUUUAUUAAAUAAUAAAGCAAUAAAAUAAAUUCUGCUUAUUUCAGUAUUUUGAGGUUAAAUUCAUCAUAGAAGUGGGUGGCAGGGCAUCAAAAAUGUCUUAGUUUGUACACAGUGUAUAGCUUUCUUUUGAUCCGUUAAUUAAUUUACCAACAGCAACUAUCAAGGUCAUGCAAUAAAUUAUUCUGACAUACACUUUGGUCUUGUUGCCUUGUUUUCCCUUCUUUCAAAUUGUGAUCCAGUUCUGUGCAUGAUCCAGGGCUCAUAAAUCUGCCAUAAAAUCUGUCCCUUCAAAGUUUUAUCUGUAGUAGUUGUGUAAACUUCCAAAAUUCCUGUAUUGGAGAGUUGUUUUACAAGCUUAUUAAAUUUUUGAUGGUCAUCAAUCCUUGGAAUAGUUCGGUUUCUGUGUGUUUGGGUCUCAGAAGAGGGGUGAUCUGGAAGAAAUCCAGUUUCAAGUCUAAAAGCUUGGUCUUUGAUUUCAUUUUAACAUAAAUGUAUACACCCUGUUGAAUAUUUGUUAUAUAAAAAGAUUUCUGGAAAUAAAAUGUGUAUUUUAUUAGGAAAAAUAAGAAAAGAAAAACAGAAUACACAGCAACGCAGACUAAACUGAUUCUCUAGGAAAUUAAUGAUAUGCAGUUGAGGGUUUUUUUUUUUUUUUCUUACUGUGAAAAGCGUCAACAAUUUGGAAGUUUUUUUUUUUUUUUUUUUUUUUUUUUUUUUUUAUUU